CAGAAACGACCGAGACUAACUAUGCAAUUAGGGAAAAUGGCCUUCAGAAAUGUCAGACUGAUUUAUGAGCAGUAGGUAGAAAAGAGUUGCCGGUGUGUUUACGAUUAAAAGAAUAAGACGUGGGACUUCUUUUUAGGGGCUCACGAAUUCUGUCGGCCUCUGAUUGACUAGUGUGAUAAAAUGAUCCAUCUUCUACAGUAGGUAAGCAGGCAUUUGAUAAUCCCAAAGUUGACUGUGGAAAGAAUAUCGUAACAUGACAUCUACAAUAGAAGAAAAAGAGCUGCAAGAGAGACUGAGAGAAGCUGCUGCUUUGGGAGAUAUUGAAGAAGUUCAGCGAUUGGUGGAUUUUGGAGUGAGUGUGAACUCUCAGAAUGAAAUCAACGGCUGGACUUGCUUGCACUGGGCCUGCAAACGAAACCAUGCUCAGGUGGUGUCGUACCUGAUAGAUGCUGGCGCAGAUAAAGACAUUCUCACUGUUAAAGAAGAAAAAGCAGUCCAGUUAACAUCCAAAAGGGAAAUUAGGAAGAUGUUGGGAGUGGAAGACGAUGAUGAGCUUCUGGAUGUGAAGAAAGAUUCUGCCUUGCCAAUUAUCCCAAAUUACUUAUCUAACCCGCCUUUUCCUUAUGUUUAUAACUCCAUGAGUAAUAGCACUACGAGCACCUCAGCUUCCUCUUUGAAUGGAAGACUUUCUCCUUCUUUACAGCAACACAACCUGGACUCUCCAGUUUCUUUGCCUCAAGUACAAACAUCUGGCACUGCAAUGUUGCAACAUGGAAAGCCUUCUCCUGUAGGAUGUGAUGGAGAUGUGACAAAGGCAAUUGCUAUAGAAUGCCUGGAGCCUGUAGUUCAGAAUGGUCAUGUUCACCAGCUCUCUGUUCCUCCAAGUAGGACACACUGUUCCCCAGCUGGAUCUAUACAACCAGAAACUCAGCAAUCCAGUGGCCCUUAUACAGGAGCUGUCCCAACGUUUCAGCCCUUCUUCUUUACCGGAGCAAUUCCCUUCAAUAAUAUGCAAGAACUAGUACUUAAGGUCAGAAUUCAAAAUCGUACCCUGAAGGAGAAUGACUUCAUUGAAAUUGAAUUGGAUCGACAAGAACUGACUUACAAAGAACUGCUUAGGGUGAGCUGCUGUGAAUUGGGAGUUAACCCCGAACAUGUGGAGAAAAUCAGAAAGCUUCCAAAUACUGUGUUAAGAAAGGACAAGGAUAUCUCAAGGCUUCAAGAUUUCCAAGAACUGGAGCUUGUUCUGAUGAUGAGUGAUAAUGACUUUAUGUUUAAAAAUGCAGCACCAACACUGACUGAAAGGCCUUGUUAUAACAAGAAAGCAUCAAAACUAACUUACUAAUUGUUGAAUUAAAAGUUUCAUUCUGGUAUUUAACUGUUAAACCCAGGACGCUCUAAGGGCUAUAACAUUAACUUCUACUGUACCUUGAAAAGUAGAAUUAAGUGACUGAGCAUAUGUCUUUGAAAACAAGAUCAGUUGAAACAGUUGGACUUGUUUCUAGUUUAAUAUGCUAAAGAUGAUGAUGUCACAUUUGUGGUGACUGCAUUUCAUAAACUGAUAAGUGUAACAAUAUUCUGAAAUGGGAUAUUAAACAGAACAUUGUCUUUUUCCAUGAAUGAUCUUUCUUGAAAGGAAAUUGUUUCUUCUUGGAAUACAACAAAAUAAUAAGUUCUCAGGGAAAUAAAUAAAUUGUUCUAAUAAUUGCUACUUAGUAAAAAGGAGGCGCAAUACAUUGAAAGACCAAACUUGGAAUGCAUUUAAUGCUGGUAACAGGAUAUUUCAAAUGCAGUUGUCUAACUUGAUUUGAAUGUGCAAUUUGAGAAACUGAGAUACUUUUACAGGAAGGAGCAAGGAGAAAUGUGGACUGGCCUAUUGAAUCAAAAUUAAUCUUAACAGUAAUCACACGAAUACACAUUCACAUUCUUUGGCAACAGCACCUUGCAAAUAUGUAAGUGGGAUGUGUCCUGCCCUUGCUGAUGGCAAGAGGAGCAGCCAGUGCUGUUAGAGGCAAGCUGUGAUCCCAGAGGAAAACCUGUUUUGCUAACUUUACUCUUCCUGUUGGGAUAAAGCAUCAGAGAGCAUCUGUAAGAGACAGAGGGCUGUACAAUUUGGAAAUGGAAGAAGUGGAUCCUUCCACUUGUUGAUACACUGCAACAUAGAAUGCUGCCAAUGUUCUUAGGAAACUUUGUAUUUCAGAGAGAAGUACAUUGACUGGUUUAAAAAUCUAGUCAAAUAGUUAAAUCAGCUGUGAUUUCUUUGAAAUGGUGCUCAGAUAAAAUAUUCUUUACUGUAUUAAUCCAGACUUUAAAUAUAGUGUUAACCAAAACUCUGUGUAUGUAUGUAUAACCAAGAACUGCUUGGCAGUAAAUAAUGCAGAAUGUUUGGUACUGUUUGGACUGAUUUUCCUUCUUUGCUUUCCUCCUCUCUAUUUAUGCCUGAGAGAUUUCCUGAGGAACGAUCAGGAUGUCCACUCCGUAGCCUGAUUUCACAGACAAAAUUAGCACAAGUUCCUUCCGCCUCUCCUUUUUAUCCUAUUUAUCCUCAGGUUCUUUAAAACUGUCACCUAUUUAAAGGAAAGCUUGUAGCAUCUUAGAUAGCAGAAAUAUUUUAAUAGCAAGAUAAAUAAUAUUAAAUCUUGGAAUUUCUAUGCAUUUUUGACAGUGUUGCUUGCAUUUCAUAUAGGUAUGUCUAAGCUUUUCAUCAUCUUGCUAGUUCAAUUUCUAUAUCAAUAUUCUGAUGCCAAAUCCUAGAAUAAACAGUAUGGAAAAGCAUGGGACAUGGUACUACUCUUAAGAAUAAAUUAUUAACCUAGUUUUAGGAUUCUGUGUAACUAGUGGAUUGAUAUCAAUUCAUUUAUCUAUAGUCCAAUGACUACAUGCUAUAAUAUAGAUGGACUAUGUAGCUAUCUAGGCAGUUAGGAUUUAACAGAUGUAUUUAAUUGCUAAUUUCAGUUGUUAAUGUCAAUGUUCCUUGUUUACAGAUUCAGGAAUGUGUUCACAAGUGCUGUGAACCUAAAUUUGAGCCAUUGGUUUCUGAACAAAAUCUGACCCAGUACUAGAGAAGGCAGAUCUGAAAGAAGUAACUUUUGUAAUGCUUUUAGAAUACCCAAUGGAAAAAAAAAAUGCCAGAAUUAUCUAUCCAAGUUUUGAGUUGUGAUCACAUUUGCAGGGCUUUAAAUCACAAAUUUGGAAAAUUGAUUCAGUCCAUUUCUUCAGAGUAGGAAGAGUUAUACUGUGAGGUCUGCAGGAGGAAAUUUAAACCAUGAAGUUCUUCUGCUCCUGCUUAGCUAUCUCAGUCUUCCAGUUCUAUCCCCUCCACGCUACCUUAAAAAAGGAGUGGGGAGGAAGAGUGCCUUGGAGAAGGGAAGGUAGAGAUUCUUAUGUCUUGUCUACCUGCCACCCCCCACAAUUGCUUUUGAGAAGCAGAGCCAGAAAGAACUUUGUGGAUCUAGGUUUCUUCCAUUAAGUGGGGAGCUGGAUGGUCUAUAGGACCAUAGCCCUCUGUUCUGUGCCGACUGCUUUCGUUUACUUCUGCCUGAAUCUAACUUGCUGGUAAAACUGAUUGAACAGGUUUGAUAGCAGUGUUUUUCAACCUUAGCAACAUUAAGAUAGGUGGACUUCAACUCCCAGAAUUCCCCAGCCAGCAUUCUGGGAGUUGGUCUACCUAUCUGAAAAUUGCUAAGGUUGAGCAACACUGUUUUAUAGAAUCAAUUCUUGGAAAUCUACAGGGGCAAAAUGUGUUCAGUGUCACUUUUCUCCUUUUAGAUCCUAGAAGGAGCAGUCUGGAAAGGAGAGCUCCUCUGUGUACUUAGGUACAGUGUUUUCUCAAACAGCCCAUUUAUAUAUCAUUAUGAAGAGGCUUGCUCAGCUUGAUUUACCAGGGGAGAAAGGUAGCUGUCUAGUAGUAGCUUAAGACUUUUUCUAAUCCUGGGCAGGGUUUUUAAAGAAGUUGAAGUUCUUGAAUUCUGCAUUUUCAUCUCCUCCUUUCAUGCUUUUGACAAAUGUAUUGAAGGAAAAAUAUCAUUUACCUUCAUUGGCCCAUAUUGGUCACACGAUCCAUUUAAGAUGGGGCUGAAAAAGGUAGGUAAUCCACAGGCUGAUGUUCCUUCCUCCAUCACUGAGAUCACAUUGCCUUCUAGUACCAAAAUGAUCAAAUUUCAGUGACACAGUUUUUUCUUCCUUCAAAAUGGGAAUGGGAUAGGGAAAUCCAUUUCCAUUCCUAAGACUACCCCAAACCCUAAAAAGCCAGCCAAAAUCAUAAGUGGGGGAGGCAGAGUUUGCAGCUUUCCCAAAUAUUGCCCACCUCUGCUUUCAAAAUGGCAUCAAAGAAUCACAGUGAUUGAUAACACUUGAUGAUUAAUUAUAUCUUUAAAACCUGAGGGGUCUUUUAUGAAGGCAGCUUAAAGUUGAUGAACAAUCAGUCUAUAUAAACAACUUUUGAUUUUAAGUAACUCCCUUUGGAAUUGCUUUAAUGUUGGAAGUGUAGGCUAGAAAUUUUAUAAAGAAAGUAGUAAGACAUGGUUUGGUUAGAUUAAAGAUAAUGAACAGUAUUUGGAAUGCCAGUUUGAUACUAUAUUAAAAUGGAUAGAUCAUAUAGGCAAAGCAUUUUUUACUAAAAUGUUUAACCGCUAAACCAUUUAAAUAGUUCUGGGAUGACUUUCUGAAUUUAUUUCUACAUGCUUCAAAGAGGUAGCCAGAUUGAAAGAGAUCCAUAUUUAACUCUAGAAUAGGUCAUAAUUUAAACAAUAACAGGGUCUUUGAUUUUCCUGGGAACUGGAGUUUGCAGCUUCACAGAGAAAACCAACUGAUUUGUGACAAUCGGAGAUGGUUAUUGAGGGUGCAUAGCUGAAGUAUCCUUCAGCUUCGUGUUUGUGUAGAGCAGUAUUGUCUCAAGGUUACAACUUCUGAUGUAAGUAUUCCCGAGUCUUGAUUCAAUAAACAAAGAUGCUGUCUUUAGAUAUUUUGUCAGCUUAAAUAUCCAUCUGCCUAAUUCAGGACCUAAUAAACUGACAUAUUCAAUACCAACUGAGUUUGGAGCCCCUGCCAUCUCUUAGAACAGAAAACACUUCACAUCAGUGAAAUACUUGAUGGCAAUAGGUCCAUUUUUUUGAUACAGCCUAAAUGUUGGAGAUUAAGCCAUAUUCUAUCAUGAUGACUGCAAGGAUUUAAUCCUCCUAAAUCACAGAUAAAUGAAAGGGAACUACUGCCAUUGAUCAAGUUUGCAAUGGACAUAUUAGGACUUAAAACAGUUUUAACUGUCCAGUUCUGUUGAAGUUUAAAAGGCUCAGGACUUAAUCCUGGAAAGUGUAAAACAUGCAGGAGCCCAACUAAAAUCAGAGUUUAUUAAGGGCUGCAGUUUGAAAUCUGGGAAGAUAAAUACACUGUUUCAGAUAUAAAAUUUGGCUUACAAAUUUCAGCAUUUUUAGGAGGAAAUGACUAAAAGAGGCCACAAUCUAGGAUGGAAUCAGCAUGCUUAAAAAUGUCCCAUUAUGUUUGGAAAGUGUUGGAAGUGUAUUAGGCUUCUCAUUUACAAGCAGGUAUCAACAUCAAUUGCUGAAUAAUCAUUGUUUUAAUAAAUACAUUACAAAUCCACUGAUCAUAAUGCACAGUUGCUGACAUCUUUCUAUGCACUCAGAGAAAUAUUUUUAUAUUGUAUAACUUCUGCAAUUUAUAACAGAUGAUUUUAUUAGCUUUGCUAACCAAAAUAUUAAUUAAUCUAUUGAGUAAUUCUUGACAUCAGUGGAUAUAAAGAAUUCAGGACUUCCUGCAUUGUUACAUGAAUAACUUGGUUAAAAUAAAGGAUUACCUACAUGUUUUAGGUCUAAUAUUAUUUCUUAUGGGUUGUAUCCUUUUUACAGUUAAUAAAAUGUUAUU
Python bivittatus (Burmese python) is the source of this 5877-nucleotide messenger RNA. RefSeq names its product ankyrin repeat domain-containing protein 40. The record is from RefSeq and is a predicted model, not a curated record. NCBI's taxonomy places the organism in Eukaryota, Metazoa, Chordata, Lepidosauria, Squamata, Pythonidae. Gene Ontology annotation, molecular function: protein binding.